CUCCAAUGUCACUUCCGACUCACCAACUUCAAUAAUUACAAUACCAAUACAAGGCAAUACCAUGUACUAUUAUGAUUUUCCCUGACAUUAGAAUCCGCUCUAUCACCUACUCACUCGACUAUCACGAAGCAACGUGAAUAUUCACCUCCUCCGGGGAUCUGCAACCAACUACCUCCUACUUAGCCAACGAUUCCCGGUACCUACAAAACCAUAUCCACGCCCACUCCCUUGACCACCGAUUUUCAACUUCCAAGAUCCUCAGGGGGCCUUCAACCAACACAGAAACGAAAAAAAAACACACGCUACAUAACACCACACACUCCCGCAUCGCCCGUCCACCCAUUCCACCAUGCCCGUCCCGUCCCUCUACGAGCUCGCCAAAACGCGGCUCAUCCAAAACGUACACCUCCUGACCGACAUAUCCGACCUACCCUACGACUUCCUCGCUCCCAUCCUCCGCAACAUCCAGAACCCCUCCCAGCUCCUCGAGCUCGAGGCCAACUCUCCGCAGAUCGUGGGCGAGACCGGCGAGAUCUGGCUGCGGUUCAUCAAGCGCGACAUCCCGAACUGGGACAAGAAGACCAUCACGCCUCGGGACCCUCGGAACUGGAGCAAGGCGUAUAGGAAGCUGAAGAGGGAGGCGGAGAGGGAGAGGGAGGAGGACGAGGAGAAGUUGAAGCAGCAGAUGCGCGCGCUGCAGCAGAACAGGCAGGGGAACCAGACGAAGAUUAUCGAGAGUAGGGUCCCGCUUGAUCCGUCAGCGAGGUCGAGGGGAUUCGCGUUUGGGUCGCGGGGUGGUGGUGGAGGAGGAGGAUGGGGGAGCGGCAGUGGUUGGGGAUCUGGUGCGCCGACGAAGACGGGGAAGGUCGCGUUUGAUAAGCUGAGGAGGGGGAUAUUCGACCAAAAGAGAGCGGCUCCCAAGGCUGCGAUGAUGCCUGCACAUGUUCUGGCCCAGCGAAGAGGAACCGUCGCGCAGGCUCCUGCGAGAAUGUUGAGGCUGGCUGAGAAUCAACAAGGUGCCCCAUCAUCAUCUCGACCGCAACAACAACGCCCACAGGAAAGCAGCAAUGCUGGUGCUGAUAGACCACAACGACCUACUCUGCAAGGCAGGAGUUUCAAUGCGCCCAAGCCCCAUGCCCAACCUCCACCCGUACAACCACAAGGGAAACGGAAACGAGAGGAACCAAACAUGUUCAUGCAACGGAAGAAGAGAUAAUCCAUCCAUCAUAAGCAAUAUUUACAGCGUAUCGUAUUUUCGGGAGUCUUAUAGCAUAUUCACAUCUGCAAACGGAAAGGUAGUUCAGGUCUGACAUAUUCAGCGCUACAGGGGUAUUCAAACAUGUUUAGGAGUUACAGCAUUAUUUUGCGCGGCGCACGAGAUGGACAUCUUUAGAUUUGGUUCUCGUAGCGUCGGCAGCGUCUAGUUGGGUAAAUAGGUAUCCAAUAUCCACAACAUAUCUUCAUCCCAUAAAGUCUUGACGUAAAGAUCGCUAAUCUCACUUUUUGCAAAU
Aaosphaeria arxii CBS 175.79 is the source of this 1511-nucleotide messenger RNA. RefSeq lists its product as uncharacterized. The coding region runs from base 350 to 1216 and encodes 288 amino acids. Gene Ontology annotation, cellular component: elongin complex; nucleus. Lineage: Eukaryota; Fungi; Ascomycota; Dothideomycetes; Pleosporales. The transcript has a single exon. The record is from RefSeq and is a predicted model, not a curated record. Gene Ontology annotation, biological process: transcription elongation by RNA polymerase II.